AUGAGCGUUUAUAAUAAUACACGAAUUUAGAAUCAUGUUUGCUUUUAGAUAUAUAAGUUUUCCACGUUUUCAUUAUAAAAUCAUUGCGUAUACAACAGUCAGCAAUCAGUUAUCAACGAGAUCGGUCGACAUAGAUUUUGUCAAUAAUUUCCUACCUGCAACAAAUGAUUUUGAAACUGCAGAAAUUUUGCGCAAUGUCUUAGAAAAUACACCUGAUUUGCAAGAUCAUCCUCCUCGUUUAUGGAAGAACACUUUUCAGAUAUUUCAGGAUCAAGGUUUUGAAGUGAAAAAAAUAAUUUCUGCGAUUGUUGCACAUCCUAAAUUAUUAUAUUGUAAAGAAACACAAAUCAAUAAUGCAUUAACAUUAUGGAGAAAGUGUGAUUUUGGAGAAUCUCAACUCCAUACAAUGAUAGAAAAUGCUCCACAAUUAAUAGAAGCUUCUGAAUACAAUAUACUUAAUGGUAUCCCAAGACUAGAAUCAAUAAUAGGAAAUAAAAAAAGAGUUUCUAUGUUAUUAAUGAGAUCUCCUAAUGCAAUACUUGAGAACUGGGAUAAUAUAGAACAAAAACUAAAUUAUCUAUUAAAUGAAAUGAAAAUUGGCAUUUCUGAAAUAGUAAAAUCAUCAGCAUUACGUCGUACUUUGUUUGAAAUAAAAUGUCGUCAUUUAUUUCUGGAGCGAUUAGGAAUUUUUGAAGUUCGGAAAUUAAAAAAUAACAAGGCAGAAAUUUCCAGAAGCAAUCCACAUUUAAGUUUGAUUAGUGAUACAACAGAUCAUAUAUUUGCAAAAGAAAUUGCAAAAACUAGCUAUGAAGAAUUUAUAGUCUUCAAAAAUAUGUGCGACAAAGAAUUUGAAGAAUUUGAUAAAGAAGAAGAAGAGUUUAAUGUUGAUAGUAAUUAA
Messenger RNA from Ctenocephalides felis (cat flea), 898 nucleotides. RefSeq lists its product as uncharacterized. Bases 35 to 898 code for a protein of 287 amino acids. Gene Ontology annotation, molecular function: double-stranded DNA binding. The transcript has 2 exons. Gene Ontology annotation, biological process: regulation of DNA-templated transcription. Lineage: Eukaryota; Metazoa; Arthropoda; Insecta; Siphonaptera; Pulicidae. The record is from RefSeq and is a predicted model, not a curated record.